AACUCCCCUCUGUGUACAAACCGCGUAUUUUUGAAAAUAACUACUGGCAUAACGUCACAUAAGUCGAAAUCAGUUGGCCACACUUUUAAGACUGAUUGAUUUUAAAACAUCAUGGCGUCCAUUACUGACCCAAACAUGAGUGACAGGUUCACCAGUGCAAUGGAAGAGAUCCACAAUGAAAACCUUAAAACAUAUGCUGACAUAAUUGACACAACUGUGGAGCUGUCCCAGUCCCACAGACAGUUUGUGAAGUCAGCAAUUGAUACAUGCUUGAAGAAAUGUAAGGAUGACGACAAGCUGUUUGAGACAAUACAUGCAUUCAAAAGAGACCUGGAACAAAAAAAUAGGUCAUUAAAGGAGAAGCGAUGCACCAUAUCUGAGAUGAUGUCUGAGGUUCAGGAGAAGGAGAUGCAGAAAGAGGACAUCAUCCAGAAAAUCAACAAGCUUAAAGAAGAACAAACCAAGAGAAAAGAGUUAAUUCAGGCUCAAAAUAAAGCAAACAAAAACAGACUGAAGAAUCUCCAAAAAGCCAGAUUUGUGUUUCAGGAUCAUCUGGGGCUGGAGAUACGAACAAUCCUUGGGAAAACACAGUUGGUCAAAGGUGAAAAGUUGCAGUUUGUUUUCCGGAACAUAAACCUUUCUGAUCUGGACAGUGCUUAUAUCAUCACAAUGGGAAUUAAAGAAGACGGAUCAUACCAGAUUGUGUCCAGUGACCCAGAGCUUGACUGUUUGCCAGUCUUGGAAAGUCGGCUCCAGGAAACCAACAAUUUACCGGCAUUCCUGGCAAAUGUGAGGAAGGAGUUCAUCUCUCUGGCACGCCGGUGAAAUAUGACACUUUAUAUCUUUUAAAAGAAAGCAAAAAAAAAAAAUAGAAACAGCUUUCAUUUUGUUUUUAAUCAUUGCUCAUUUGGUAGGAAUAUUAAUGAAGUAUCGCAUCUUUGUUUUACUUACAAUUCUGAUGUAAUAAAAGUGUUUGGAAAAUG
Molecule: messenger RNA, 983 nt
Organism: Melanotaenia boesemani (Boeseman's rainbowfish)
Lineage: Eukaryota; Metazoa; Chordata; Actinopteri; Atheriniformes; Melanotaeniidae
Gene: spc25
Product: SPC25 component of NDC80 kinetochore complex
Exons: 8
Coding region: 112-825 (237 amino acids)
Biological process (GO): chromosome segregation
Cellular component (GO): Ndc80 complex
Source: RefSeq, a predicted model, not a curated record